Messenger RNA from Dentiscutata erythropus, 341 nucleotides. The record is from the annotation of a GenBank genome assembly. Lineage: Eukaryota; Fungi; Glomeromycota; Glomeromycetes; Diversisporales; Gigasporaceae.
UUGAAACUCAUGCAUUUCAAGAGAAAGAAGAGGAUAAGCAGGAAACUCUAUUGCAGAGAAUAUAUCAAUUAAUAAGAAAGUUACAAGAAGAUCAUAUACAAAAGAUUCAACAAAAAUUGUCUCUAUAUAUUAAGGAUUUUCAAAAACCUAUUACAAGUGCUGGUCUACAAGACAUGGUAGAAGUAUUUGGCCAUUCCUGGGAAGAUAAGAAGUUGGCUCUUGAAAAGGACCUGAAGGUCUUAGCUCGUAUGUAUGACUCUGAUUUUGAGGUGCUAAAACAAGAAGCUUAUCAUGCCUACUUAGAAGAAGCUAGCGAUUCUACUAUUCCCGACGAGUUUUAA